Molecule: messenger RNA, 421 nt
Organism: Diuraphis noxia (Russian wheat aphid)
Lineage: Eukaryota; Metazoa; Arthropoda; Insecta; Hemiptera; Aphididae
Source: RefSeq, a predicted model, not a curated record
AUGCCAAAGGUGAAAGAAAGUAAGAAUUCUGUACUAAAAACUAUUCUCAACUACUUGGCAUACUUGAAAGUUGAAAUCAUUAAAAUAUCCGACACUCAACAAGAAAUYAUUCAAUUGAUCAACAAUUCGAGCUCCAUAACUACUACUUAUAAUUCAUGGAUAGGGGAAAUAGACWAUCUUAUGACUGCUUGGCCAGUAUCCAACCACRAAGAACUGAACGAUUUUGAAAUAAAACUACAAGCUAAUGAACAAGAUUUUAAAAACAAAGUUAUACUAUACACAAAUCAAAAUUCCAAAUCAUAAAAGAUGAUGAUGAAAUAAUAUCAAUCAUUGGAAAAUGGUUAACAACAGCUAAAGCCAGAAUUGAWAAUAAAAAACAAGCAAAAGAUGCCAGUAACUCCUUACAAACAGAAGAACCACU